AUGGACAAUGAAUACUACGACGAACCCAGCGCAAGGGACGGCCCACUUGCCAUUGGGAAAAAACGCAAGUCGUCUGGCGAUGACGCUGAGUCUGGCCUCGCCGAGGCGACCAGUCGUGGGCUGGGUCAUGGGCCCAAGAAAAUCAAGCUGCCGGCAAGCCACGCAGAGCAGGGCACCAUGUCAGUCUCGCCACCAGGCACUCUCCCGGGCCAAGACCGGUCUCUUUUACCCCAGGAAAUAUGGCACUGUGUUUUCACCUACUGCCCGCCCAAAUCGUUAGGCAGUCUGCUGUCUGUUAAUAAACGGUUCAACGCCUACCUUGACCCUACGUUGCCGGUUCGGGCAAACCUUUCCUCUGUGACACAGGGUGUACUCAAGCUUAUGGAACCCAAUGCCAUAUGGCAAGCUUCGCGCCGCCGCUUCUGGCCUCAGAUGCCUGCCCCGCUACGGUCAAGUUCUGAGCUUGAUAUGUGGCGGCUUGCCUGCUCCCCUAGGUGUCAAGACUGCGGCAAAGUCCACGCUCGGGGGCCGACUUCUCGCAACCCCCUACAUCCUGGCCCAGGCACCGAGGGUGUGGCGGUCAUAUGGGCUUUUGGCACCCGCAUGUGCUCGGCUUGUCUUCUGAAGGCUUCUGACAAGGAGCUCGACCUGCAAAUAUCGCCAUCCAUACCGUCCGCCAUCAUCCCCGCGCUUCCCUUCGUCUUCUUCACCCAAGAUUGCGAUAUUUUUACGGCUACUAUGUUCGAGGCGAACCAGAUUCCCGCGAAUCUAGAGGUUACCAAACUUUUCUCCAAGUCAGACGCCCAAGCUCUCCAGGCGGAAUUUCUCCAAGUCAAAGAUAUGGGCCAAGGAACCGUGAACGAAUGGCUCAAGGGCCUCCCCGGCCGAGGCAGCGACCUCCAGCAGGAUGCAUCAAAAUGGGAGAAGUGGGAAUCAUCUGGUGGUCUCGCCAAGAUGCGUUCUCUGCUCUAUCCGGGAUAUAAGACGCAAAAGUCGUCAACAAACCCAAUCCCUGCCACAAUGUCUUCCCUGGGACGCCAGGAACGAACUGCUGAACAGGCUGCGGAGCUAAAGGCGGCUAGGAAGGCUGAGAUUGAACGACGGGCUUCGUUGUUGAAUCCACCGCUGACCGCUGAGGUUCUUGCCCACACCCUUGCUUUUCAAGCCGCGACCCAAAUCGUUGCCGAACUGGAUGAUGGGGCUUGGGAGCGACUCAAACCGCGGUUGUUAGCCCAGCGAGCUGACGCGGAAAAAAUGCUGCAGAGUGAGCGCAAAACCGAGCCUACCUGCAAACAAGAGUUCGAGGGACAAUCACCUCUCGAGACCACCACUCUGGCCACGAAUAAGGAGGCUCGUGACCGCAUUGACAAGCAGUGGGAGGUGACACAGGCUCCUUUGCGCGCGAAGAUAGCCGGUUAUGCAGACGAAGUCAUCCGGGACAGUUGGGACGAAGGCGAGAAAAUCACGAGAGAGAGCUGCUCACGAUUUGCAGUUGACUCGCUCAUCUACGUUCGGACGAGGUUCUACGCCGAAGUCGCCAAGGAUGCCGCCGCUGCGAAGGCGGCUGGCAAAUCACUGCCCCUGGACCCCCCUGAGGGCCCUUUCACCCAGAAAUUGACCUUGGAAAACAUGAAGUGGAUCUUUGACGCGAAGUUCAAGCCCUACACCGAGCCGUUGCGCAAGGAGAUCUUUUACUGCAAUGGAUGCGAGGGAAACUACAAGGCGUUUGGUUUCGAGGGCGUCAUCCAACAUUAUGCGGCGAAACAUACGAGCGCCCUCAGCCUGGGGAGCAUUGUUGUUCACUGGCGAGCCGAAUGGCCGGAACACCCGCCUUUCAGCGCGACAGCCCGAUCUGGGAAAGGCUCCCUCCACCCUCGCGCUCCGGGUGGCUUUGCCGUCAAUGGAGGUGCACCUUUCCCUCCCAAUCACGUUUAUCAGGCACCAGGGACUGCGCCCGGGCCCCCGGGCCCUAGUUAUCCAUACGGAUACAUUCCGCCAACGUACAGUGGCCACUAUCCGCAACUGCAACCCCCGCCGCCGCAACCUUACCAACCGCAACCCGCCGCUGCUGCUCCAUUUGUGCUGGCGACGAGCUAUGAGCAACAGCCGUCUUAUGCCGCUCCGUCUACCUUUCAUCCCGUUUAUCAGGCCGCUGGUUUUCCUUAUACAAACCCACCCGUUGAAAUAUCGCUAGGCCCUGCGCCUUCUGGUAGUGGGCACUACGAUUAUCAUUAUGGGUCAUAUCAGGCAAAUGGCGUUGUUGGUCAACAUAUUCCAUCCCAGCCAUCGACUUACCCGAGUCUCGGCCAAAUCCAGGUGGACGACAUUGCCCGUAACUCCCGCGAGGUGUGGCGAGCUCUGGGUGAUAUCCGAAAUCUCCCCGGCAACGUUAGGGUCUUUGUGACAAUCCACCAUCUAGUCAAGAGGUUUCGGUAUCGGUUUUAUGAGACGCCGCCGCUAGCAAUGUUCAUCGACGGCCUAUCCCACAACAAGGAGAUGCGCCCCGUCCGCAACGUCAACGGGCUUGUUUGCAAGGCCUGCCACUUGGGACUGGGCAACGCAGUUUCAGUAGAGCAAGAUAGGAAGGACUUCUCUCUACCACAGCUCGCGAACCACUUCCAGUCCAAGCACAUCGAACCGAUGCAGAGGUUGCAAACGGCCGCCGCACCGCUGGACUGGGUGAUCGACAUGGUUUUGAUUCCCGAUCUUGCCAUUCUCCCAAGCAUCGCUUCGUCGGCCAACGAGCCUCAGAAAGCCCUGCUCUCAGCCGCAUUCCCAGCUGUAUUUGACAGCCAAGACGGACAGAUUUCCAGUGAGCCGCGCCCCACUAGCACAACGGAUGCCCAGGAAGGGCCGCUGGUAGCCAGCAACUACUCGGGUUAUUCCAGUGCCAUGGGGUCUGCGGGAGCCAACCACUUCGUCGGCUACCGCGCCUCGGGAGAGUCAACCCGCAGCACCGUUCCGAAACCCCUUUCAGAAAACGAGCGUCCAGUGACACACAGCGACAGUGGCCGGAACUCGCCGUCCUAUGGAUCACAGCUUAACCGCGGGGAAAGUGGAUCGCAUGACGGCGAAGAGGCGGCUGGCGAAAAUCGAGACGGGCGUUCUCAAAACAGACAUGAUUCUGACGAGUGGGCGCCGGGGAACAAAUCCGGAAAGAGUUUUAGCAAGAACCAGGGCGCAAAAAAAGGGCUGAGCAAGAAAAAAAGUCUCGGGGAGAGGAAAAUGCUUGGGCGCCAGAAGAAAUUGAAAGCGAAAGAGAACAAAGCUCGCGAGCAGCAAAAGGCCCGAGAGGGGCGAGCAGUCCACGAGGGCAAAGACGUUCAUGGGGGGGAAGGAGCUGCCACCCAGGAUCAGUCCCUAACACAAUCGGGUGCUCGGGCGUCACACCAGCUUGAAAGGAGCUACUUGGCCCCGCCAACGGAUAAAGAGCGAGAAUCCGGCGUCAUGGCAGGCGAGGAGUCGUACGUCGAUCAGAGGCCGUUGCCCCAGGCUCAAGGCCAACAGGUGGAUUCUGCAUCGUACCCGGAAAUGCCCCCCAAAUACCAGACUUACCAAGGAGGACAAGACCAGCAUGGUGAUAGGGAGGCUCGAGCGCGGUUCUUCGCAGCCAGCGGAAGGAGGAGCCCAGGCGAAGCCGACCCUGUCUAUUACUCCAGGCCAGCGACGGUGGAGAGUGUACAGGACACCUAUGGCCUCCAACGGAAUCAGGCCGGUUACCGAGAGCCAUUGCCACGCCAUACCCAGGGAGAAUGGUUCGGCCCACCAGCUUCCCGGGCGGAAGACACCAGCCACGGGACACCGCUCCCAGAAACAGACCACCGCAGGUACCGUGAUGAUGGGUACAUGGCUCACCGAGCGCCGGUCGAAGCAUACGAGAUUGUACACGUCAUCGACGAGCACGGGGAAUACUAUAUCCGUCGGCCAGCACGGCGCGUGCCGGGCCCGCGGUACUUAUACGAUGAGCCGGCGGCCCCGCACAAUGCCGGCCCCUACGUUACACACACCCAGGCCCCUCGGCCAGGUUUGGUCCCAGAAGUGUACCGCGCCAGCGCGGCUCCAGAAAACCGGCCAGUUAACCGGCGGGCUGACCCGGCCUACUUUGAGGAGUAUGACCCCCGGUUUCCGGCUGCUUGA
Molecule: messenger RNA, 4137 nt
Organism: Chaetomium globosum CBS 148.51
Lineage: Eukaryota; Fungi; Ascomycota; Sordariomycetes; Sordariales; Chaetomiaceae
Exons: 2
Coding region: 1-4137 (1378 amino acids)
Molecular function (GO): protein binding
Source: RefSeq, a predicted model, not a curated record